CAUCAGUCAGUUUGCACCUUCCAAGAUGAAGGGUAUCCUGGUAAUUCCGAUUCUGGCGUUUGCCAUUGCUGCUUGCGUGGCAAACCCAGCCCAAACAGUCAAACACUCGUCCGCUGAGAAGAAGUCAACCGGUGGUAAGGCCGUGGUAACGAAGGUUAUUUCCGGGGGAACUCAAACAACCGGCGGAAAUACCGUUACGAAAGUAACGACGACCACUUCCACUGCGGGAUCGCAGUCCACCGGAGGUGCUUCAUCCAAGGUUACCAAAACCACUUCAGGAUCGACUUCCACCACAGGAGGAAGUACAGUCGUGAAGCAAACCAAUUUGGGCAAACCAGCUGGAGCUAGUACCGUGGUUACGAGCUCUACAAGUUCGCAAUCUUCUUCCCAAUCAUCCAAACAUGCAUCUGGAGAGAAGAAAACCGCAGGAGCUCAAUCUCUUAAGAAAACCACCGUAACCAAGACAACAUCUACGGUUGCUACAGGAAACCAAUCCACGGGAGCAUCCUCGGCACAGGUUACCAAAACCUCUUCUGGAUCUUCCUCCACAACCGGAGGAAACUCUCAAACUUCUUCGGUUGUUACUUCCAAAGUAAUGAAAUCUUCCAAAUCGUCUAAGAACGGAUCAGGAGAAAAGAAGUCAGCUGGAGCACACACCACGGGAACUCAAAUUCUCAAGCAAUCAUCAUCGUCGCAAACUUCUGCUUCGGGUGCUCGAAUGAUCAAACGAGGAUCUGGCGAGAAGAGAUCUGCUGGAAGACAAACUCUCCAGCGAACAUCAUCAUCGCAGACAUCUGGCGGAACUCAAUCACUCAGUAAAACUUCCGUGACUAUGACUCAAGGUGAACACGGUCAUUCUGGAAAAGGACAUGGAAUGAAGAAAACCACCAUGGUUAAGACGACUUCUACGGCAAACUCGGCGAGCGCUGGUGGUAGCAACUCUGUGCAGCAAACUACAACGAACGGUGUUAGUGGAAUGAAGAAAUCUACCAAGAAGGUGAUCAAAACUACAUCAACGACUGGCACUGCUCAACAAUCAGGAGCAACUACGACGGGAGCUCAGCAAACGCAAGUGCUCAAACAAACAAGCAGUGGUUCUCAACAAUCUGGAACUGCAACAAAGGUAACUCAAACGUCAACGUCAGGAACUCAACAAAGUGGAUCGAGUACCUCAACGCAAACUACUUCAGGAUCUACCAGCAGCUCAGGAUCUAGCUCAUCUGGGAAACGAACGGUAACCAAGGUUUCCAAGAGAGUCGUUAAAAAUGUUAAGGCUGGAAAUUCAACGGCAGGAGCUGUAACUACAUCGCAGACAACAUCCUCUGGAACUCAGCAAUCUGGAUCAAGUACUGCAACGCAAGCGAUCAAGCAAACUAGCACUGGCUCGAGUUCCUCAACGCAAACUAGCUCAGGUUCUACCACCAGCACUGGAGCUAGUUCGUCUGGCAAAAGAACUGUAAUUAAGACUUCUAAACGAGUUGUGAAAAAAGUUAAAACUGGAACCUCGACGGCUGGAUCUGGAUCUACGUCAGAGACAACAUCCACUGGAACUCAACAAUCUGGAUCAAGUGCUACUACCCAGACUUCAAAGACGACCACCACUGGAACUCAACCUUCUGGAUCAAGCACAGCUACCAAGACUACCAAAACGACAACCACGACCACCAGCACUGGAACCGUACCGGCUGGAUCUAGCACUCAGGUGACCAAAUCAACAUCGACUGGAGCUCAGCAAACCGGAUCAAGCACUGCUACUCAGGUGAACAAGACUACAUCGACUGGGGCUCAGCAAACCGGAUCAAGCACAGCUACCCAGACUACGAAGAUGACCACCACUGGAACUCAACCAGCUGGAUCAAGCACAGCUACCAAGACUACCAAAACGACAACCACGACCACCAGCACUGGAACCAAACCGGCUGGAUCUAGCACUCAGGUGACCAAAUCAACAUCGACUGGAGCUCAGCAAACCGGAUCAAGCACUGCUACUCAGGUGAACAAGACUACAUCGACUGGGGCUCAGCAAACCGGAUCAAGCACAGCUACCCAGACUACGAAGAUGACCACCACUGGAACUCAACCAGCUGGAUCAAGCACUGCUACCCAGACUAAGAAGACGACCACCACUGGAACUCAACCAGCUGGAUCAAGCACUGCUACCCAGACUACCAAAACGACAACCACGACCACCAGCACUGGAACCAAACCGGCUGGAUCUAGCACUCAGGUGACCAAAUCAACAUCGACUGGAGCUCAGCAAACCGGAUCAAGCACUGCUACUCAGGUGAACAAGACUACAUCGACUGGGGCUCAGCAAACCGGAUCAAGCACAGCUACCCAGACUACGAAGACGACCACCACUGGAACUCAACCAGCUGGAUCAAGCACUGCUACCAAGACUACCAAAACGACAACCACGACCACCAGCACUGGAAUCAAACCGGCUGGAUCUAGCACUCAGGUGACCACAUCAACAUCGACUGGAGCUCAGCAAACCGGAUCAAGCACUGCUACUCAGGUGAACAAGACUACAUCGACUGGGGCUCAGCAAACCGGAUCAAGCACAGCUACCCAGACUACGAAGACGACCACCACUGGAACUCAACCAGCUGGAUCAAGCACAGCUACCAAGACUACCAAAACGACCACCACUGGAACUCAACCAGCUGGAUCAAGCACAGCUACCAAGACUACCAAAACGACAACCACGACCACCAGCACUGGAAUCAAACCGGCUGGAUCUAGCACUCAGGUGACCACAUCAACAUCGACUGGAGCUCAGCAAACCGGAUCAAGCACUGCUACUCAGGUGAACAAGACUACAUCGACUGGGGCUCAGCAAACCGGAUCAAGCACAGCUACCCAGACUACGAAGACGACCACCACUGGAACUCAACCAGCUGGAUCAAGCACAGCUACCAAGACUACCAAAACGACAACCACGACCACCAACACUGGAAUCAAACCGGCUGGAUCUAGCACUCAGGUGACCACAUCAACAUCGACUGGAGCUCAGCAAACCGGAUCAAGCACUGCUACUCAGGUGAACAAGACUACAUCGACUGGGGCUCAGCAAACCGGAUCAAGCACAGCUACCAAGACUACCAAAACGACAACCACGACCACCAGCACUGGAACCAAACCGGCUGGAUCUAGCACUCAGGUGACCACAUCAACAUCGACUGGAGCUCAGCAAACCGGAUCAAGCACUGCUACUCAGGUGAACAAGACUACAUCGACUGGGGCUCAGCAAACCGGAUCAAGCACAGCUACCCAGACUACGAAGACGACCACCACUGGAACUCAACCAGCUGGAUCAAGCACAGCUACCAAGACUACCAAAACGACAACCACGACCACCAGCACUGGAAUCAAACCGGCUGGAUCUAGCACUCAGGUGACCACAUCAACAUCGACUGGAGCUCAGCAAACCGGAUCAAGCACUGCUACUCAGGUGAACAAGACUACAUCGACUGGGGCUCAGCAAACCGGAUCAAGCACAGCUACCAAGACUACCAAAACGACAACCACGACCACCAGCACUGGAACCAAACCGGCUGGAUCUAGCACUCAGGUGACCAAAUCAACAUCGACUGGAGCUCAGCAAACCGGAUCAAGCACUGCUACUCAGGUGAACAAGACUACAUCGACUGGGGCUCAGCAAACCGGAUCAAGCACAGCUACCCAGACUACGAAGACGACCACCACUGGAACUCAACCAGCUGGAUCAAGCACAGCUACCAAGACUACCAAAACGACAACCACGACCACCAGCACUGGAACCAAACCGGCUGGAUCUAGCACUCAGGUGACCAAAUCAACAUCGACUGGAGCUCAGCAAACCGGAUCAAGCACUGCUACCCAGGUUACCAAGCAAACCACCACUGGAUCGACCACCAGUACCAAAUCAUCUGGAGCAAGUACCGCGACCAAGGCUACAAAGACAACUUCUACGAGCACGCAAACAACUGGUGGAAGCAAGGUGACGAAGACCGCUAGCGGAAGCAAGCAAACUGGCUCAAGUACUGCAACAAGCACGGUUACCAAGGUAACUAAGCAAACUUCUACAGGAACGCAAACAGCCGCGUCGAAGAAAACGGUUGGAGGUGAUAGAACAAUUACCCUGGUUCUGAAGGAGAUUAGAACAGGAAAGUCUUCCUCUUCGGCAUCCAAGUCCAAGAAGGUGUCCAAGUCUUCGGGAAGUAAGAAAAUUACUGUUGGUAAACAGGAUGAGCAUUUCGAAGGAAGCAUUACUCUGAAACGAAUCAAGUCUUCAUCUGGAGUCAAAACUACCGGAGAGCGUUCGAUUGGAAGCUACAAAUCGCAUUCCGAGAGAAGGAAGGUUGUUGAAGAACAUCACGAGAGGAGACACGAUUCCCAAGAUCAGUUCGAAGGUAAAUUUGCGCUCAAGAAGGUUCAAUCGGCCAAGGGCAAGAAGACUUGCGACUGUGGCAAGCAAGAGUUCGGAAAGCAUUCCAGAGAUGAGCACGAGCACUACGAAGCUAAGUUUGCCCUUAAGAAAACGCACUCGAGAAAAUUGUCCGAAGAGGAGUCCGAGGGAAGCUUCGAGUCGCAGGAGCGACAUGGAGAAAGAAGGCUGUCCGAGGAGUACUACGGAAGAGGACAUGAAUCAUAUGACCACUCCGGUGAAUAUCGUGCCCAUAGACGUUCGGAGUCUGCAAGAGACUACCAUGGAUCUGGAAGACGCUUCAGUGGAAAACACCGUUCGACUGGACACUACAGAGACUGGCAAUCGUCUGAGGAGGAAUACGGAAGAAGACGGUCUUCGAGCCGUUCGUCUGGAAGGCAAUCUGCUGGAAAUGGGUUUGGUGGAAAUGGUUUCGGUGGAAUCAUGAUUGUUAACCAGCCUGGUGUUUACAAUGCCUGAGUCGAUCGGUGAUUUUACUUUUCAUGCAGUUCUGAAUUGUUGUCUUUUCUAUUAAACUCUAUCUUUUUCUUUUCUUUUAAUAAAAUUUCUUCAAAUCAAGCAAGUA
This is a messenger RNA of Culex pipiens pallens (northern house mosquito), 4994 nucleotides long. RefSeq names its product mucin-22-like. The record is from RefSeq and is a predicted model, not a curated record. The transcript has 4 exons. The coding region runs from base 26 to 4888 and encodes 1620 amino acids. NCBI's taxonomy places the organism in Eukaryota, Metazoa, Arthropoda, Insecta, Diptera, Culicidae.